AUGCUCAGUAGCACUAUAUCUGCUUGGCUAAAGAAUCUCGGGGAGAUUUAUAGCUGGCUUCAGUCGAUGUUUACACACCGUAUACGCUAUAGAGGUAGAAAGAUGUUGAACAAUAGUAAUACGGUUAGCGAAGCUCAGCAAAAUUUGAUUAUGAAAUAUACAGAUUCUCGUACAUUCCUUAAUCAUUAUCUUCCGCGACAUGUUGACACGGAUAUGCAAAAUGUAAUAAACGGCCGACAAUCUAAUAAAUCCCUUAUGUGUGUAAUUACCCGUAUAAGUAGAUGGAUUGACACCAGACGGCCUCGACACCUGACUCCUAAGCAACAAGCGUCGAUCCAUAAAUAUCUAGAGUAUGUCGAAGCAGUCCGAGCGGCUAUCGAUAACGAGGAAGCAAAAAACGUAUUGCGAACAGACAGUAUACUGCCAGAGCAGAUAGAUCUUCUCGAGAAGUUGCAGAAUAGCAGAGACGAAAUACUGCAGUUGCUGCCAUCUUGCAAUAUUGCUGUUAUCUUAAAGGCGGGCCUUUGUAUAGAUAACGUAAACGGCCGGCUCUAA
Molecule: messenger RNA, 555 nt
Organism: Penicillium cosmopolitanum
Lineage: Eukaryota; Fungi; Ascomycota; Eurotiomycetes; Eurotiales; Aspergillaceae
Exons: 3
Coding region: 1-555 (184 amino acids)
Source: RefSeq, a predicted model, not a curated record